ACAGAGGCGGAGGCUGUUGCGGCGGCCCGGUCGGGCCGCGCACGGGGGCGCGCUCGGGGCCGCGCCAGGCCACGGCCCGCGCGCCGCAGCCCCGGGCGGCGGAGCGGUGCGAGCCCCGGCGUGGCGCGCGGAGCAGAGCAGCCAGCGGCUGAGGUGAGAGUGGAGUCUUUCAAGUUGGGUGUGGAGAGCUGGAGAAGCAGCUGAAGAAACGCCCUGGCCACGCUCGCUCACGUUCUGAUGACCUCAGCCCUACACGCGCCGACGGAGGCCUGGCCCCUGGACCAGAGUGGACACAGGAGCUGAGCUGAUUCCAAGACAGAAACAGUCUCCGCCAGUCAAGAAACCCCCCACAGCCUUUCGCCAUGGAUCUAGAAGACGAAGAAAACCUGAGUUCCAGCAGCACAGAGGCUAAGGACAGCGGCAGCGCGGGCCGCGGGCCCCCCGGGGACGGCGGCGGCGGCACGCCGGGGCUGGCCGAUGGCUGCCCGCUCCCCAACGGGGGCGGCGGCGGGUCCGCCGGCAGGAAGCGGCCCCUGGACGAGGGCAGCAACGGGCACGCCAAGUUCCGCCUGAAGAAGAGGAGGAGGGCGCCGGGGCCGGCGCUGCCCAAGAACGCGCUGAUGCAGCUGAACGAGAUCAAGCCCGGCCUGCAGUACUCGCUGCUGUCCCAGACGGGGCCCGUGCACGCGCCGCUCUUCGUCAUGUCCGUGGAGGUGAACGGGCAGGUGUUCGAGGGCUCCGGCCCCACCAAGAAGAAGGCCAAGCUGCACGCCGCCGAGAAGGCCCUGCGCUCCUUCGUCCAGUUCCCCAACGCCUCCGAGGCCCACCUGGCCAUGGGGCGGAGCCUGUCCGCCAAUGCGGACUUCACGUCCGACCAGGCCGACUUCCCCGACACGCUCUUCAACGGCUUCGAGACGCCGGACAGGUCGGAAGUGCCCUUCUUCAUGGGCUCCAACGGCGACGACUCCUUCAGCUCCAGCGGGGACCUCAGCUUGUCGGCGUCCCCGGUGCCCGCCAGCCUCGUGCAGCCCCCGCUCCCGGCCCUGCCGCCCUUCCCCCUGCCCAGCGGGAAGAACCCCGUGAUGAUCCUGAACGAGCUGCGCCCGGGCCUGAAGUACGACUUCCUCUCGGAGAGCGGGGAGAGCCACGCCAAGAACUUUGUCAUGUCCGUGGUCGUGGACGGCCAGUUCUUCGAAGGGUCGGGAAGGAACAAAAAGCUCGCCAAGGCCCGGGCCGCGCAGUCCGCCCUGGCCGCCGUCUUCAACCUGCACCUGGAUCAGACACCGUCGCGCCAGCCCAUCCUCAGCGAGGGCCUCCAGUUGCACCUGCCCCAGGUGUUAGCAGACGCUGUGGCCCGCCUGGUUCUGGAUAAGUUUGGGGACCUGACGGACAACUUCUCCUCCCCCCAUGCACGCAGGAAGGUUCUUGCUGGGAUCGUCAUGACGACAGGCACAGAUGUUAAAGACGCCAAGGUGAUCUGUGUUUCCACGGGAACGAAAUGUAUUAACGGCGAGUACAUGAGUGACCGUGGCCUUGCUUUGAAUGACUGCCACGCAGAGAUCAUAUCUCGGAGGUCCUUGCUUAGAUUCCUUUAUACGCAGCUUGAGCUUUACCUAAACAACAAAGAUGAUCAAAAAAAGUCCAUCUUCCAGAAGUCUGAGCGGGGAGGCUUUAAACUGAAGGACAGCGUCCAGUUCCAUCUGUACAUCAGCACCUCACCCUGCGGGGACGCCAGAAUCUUCUCUCCGCACGAGCCCAUCCUGGAAGAACCCGCAGACAGACACCCGAACCGCAAAGCCCGAGGCCAGCUGCGGACGAAGAUAGAAUCUGGGGAGGGGACCAUCCCCGUGCGCUCGAACGCGAGCAUCCAGACGUGGGACGGGGUGCUGCAGGGGGAGAGGCUGCUCACCAUGUCCUGCAGCGACAAGAUGGCACGGUGGAACGUGGUGGGCAUCCAGGGCUCCCUGCUCAGCAUCUUCGUGGAGCCGAUCUACUUCUCCAGCAUCAUCCUGGGCAGCCUCUACCACGGGGACCACCUCUCCAGAGCCAUGUACCAGCGGAUCUCGAACAUAGAGGACCUGCCCGCCCUGUACACCCUCAACAAGCCUCUGCUCAGCGGCAUCAGCAACGCAGAAGCGCGGCAGCCGGGGAAGGCACCCAACUUCAGCGUCAACUGGACGGUGGGCGACGCGGCCGUCGAGGUCAUCAACGCCACGACGGGCAAGGACGAGCUGGGCCGAGCGUCGCGCCUGUGUAAGCACGCGUUGUACUGUCGCUGGAUGCGUGUGCACGGCAAGGUCCCCUCCCACUUACUGCGCUCCCGGAUCACCAAACCCAACAUGUACCAUGAGUCCAAGCUGGUGGCGAAGGAGUACCAGGCGGCCAAGGCCUGCCUGUUCCGGGCGUUCGUCAAGGCUGGGCUGGGCGCCUGGGUGGAGAAGCCCACGGAGCAGGACCAGUUCUCGCUCACGCCCUGACCGCCGGCAGGGACUCGGGGGUGCCCGGUGUCGGCCCUGUCCCCAGAACCUCCCGUCUGCAGUGGGGGCGGGGUGGGGUGGCCAGGGUGGGGCGGGGUGGCCGGGCCGGGGCCGCCCUCGGGCCCCUCUGUGGCACCCUGUCCCCGCCCAGUUGCUGGUGACGGCGUUCAAUCUCAGUUUACGAUAGAAAUCGAGUUCUACCAAGUAGGGCUUCCUGAAGCUUAGGAAAUAGCAAUUACUUUGUGUGAAAUUCUUGAAUAAAUAAUUUAUUCAGA
This is a messenger RNA of Phyllostomus hastatus (greater spear-nosed bat), 2752 nucleotides long. It is a transcript of the gene ADARB1, whose product is annotated as adenosine deaminase RNA specific B1. Gene Ontology annotation, biological process: RNA processing; adenosine to inosine editing. Lineage: Eukaryota; Metazoa; Chordata; Mammalia; Chiroptera; Phyllostomidae. Gene Ontology annotation, cellular component: cytoplasm; nucleolus. The coding region runs from base 363 to 2477 and encodes 704 amino acids. Gene Ontology annotation, molecular function: tRNA-specific adenosine deaminase activity; double-stranded RNA adenosine deaminase activity; double-stranded RNA binding. The transcript is spliced from 11 exons. The record is from RefSeq and is a predicted model, not a curated record.